Molecule: messenger RNA, 3617 nt
Organism: Marchantia polymorpha subsp. ruderalis
Lineage: Eukaryota; Viridiplantae; Streptophyta; Marchantiopsida; Marchantiales; Marchantiaceae
Source: the annotation of a GenBank genome assembly
AAAACGCAGCCGGGCAUUCCUCCUUUUCCAAGCGAGUUGUCUGUCUGCCUUCGAGAGCGCUCCCGUUCAUUCCUUCGUUCAGUCGUCUAUCGUGCGUCCGCUGUGAUUGGUGGAUCGAACCUUGUUUCUCAUCUUCUCUCGCACAGAAACAGCAGAGGGAGAGGGAUCGUGUGUUGUGUCAUCGGCCGUCGUCUUGCUUGCUGGGUUCCGGAGGGUGUUCCGAACGUCCUUCCGCCGUGACUGCCCCGUGUUGGAACGGUCUUGAUCUUUGAGCGAUUGCCUGGUUCGAAAAGGUGGUCACCACGACGACCACGACGGGAAAAGAUUUUAAGGCCUUAAUGUUAUAAUGGAAGCCAAAGGAGGUGACGAAAAGAAUUCCAGUACUAGUUCUUGGCAGUACGAGAGCCCCCUUGGAUACGUUGUGGAAGACGUGCGCCCUCACGGUGGUGUCGAGAAGUUCAGAACUGCUGCAUACUCAAACUGCGUGAGGAAGCCAUCCUGAUAUAGGCUCCAGGAGUGUGAAUAGGAGUGGUGCUGCUGCCCGUGUGGAGUGGGCUGGUCUGCUGCUCGCAGCUCCCUUGCAGAUCGGCUUUUUAUCUUUUUAUUUUUCCCCGCUCGUUUCUCCCAUCCCAUCUUCUCGUUCCACCUGCUUGAAACACUGUAACUUCUCUUACUACUAGGUCAACAUGGGAGUUUGUGUUGCUCCUGAGUCUGGAAACGUAAUGGAGGUCAAAUCAUGCCCUGGAUUUGAGGGGUUUGAGAAAAGAUUGGAAGUAGAGUUCCACCCUGCCCCACUAUUUAGUGAUCCCGCGGGUAGGGGUUUGAGAGCUCUCGCCCGUGCAGAAUUGGAUGUUAUGUUGGACGCUGCAAAGUGUACAAUUGUGGCCCAACUCUGCAACGAAGAAUUUGACUCUUACGUGCUGUCAGAAUCGAGCCUCUUUGUCUACCCGUUGAAGAUUGUCCUGAAAACCUGUGGUACCACUCAAAUACUGAAAGCCAUACCGCCUUUGCUGGAAUUUGCCGCUGGACUUUCCUUGAAACUUCGUCGCUGCAAGUACACUCGAGGGACAUUUAUGUUUCCCGCCGCUCAGCCAUAUCCCCAUGGGAGCUUCAGCGAGGAGGUUGGGUAUUUGGAGCAGUACUUCGGUGAUUUGGGAUCGGGAGGCAAAGCUUACGUGAUGGGUAAUAUGGCAAAGUUUCCGAACUGGCAUAUCUACUCUGCGUCGGACGAGAACGACUCCAGUGAUGAGCGCACGUACACUUUGGAGAUGUGUAUGACCAAGCUAGACAAGGAGAAGGCCUCGCAGUUCUUCAAUGUAGAUGGUAAGAAGUCGGGUGCGGACAUGACGGAGGCGGCGGGGAUCAACGAGCUUCUUCCUAACUCCAAAAUUUGUGAUUUUUCAUUUGAGCCUUGCGGUUAUUCUAUGAAUUCUAUCGAAGGCGCAGCACACUCAACUAUUCAUGUCACUCCAGAAGAUGGAUUCAGUUUCGCCAGUUUUGAGACUAUGGGAUAUGGCCCUCGGGAAGUGGACCUGGUACGCUUGGUGGAGAAUGUCACCUCCAUUUUCAGGCCUGCGUGCUUCUCGAUGUGCCUUUACGCUACUGGCAGCGCGGGGGGUGGAUCUUGCCCAGGGUCCUGGGAAAAAUCCAUUUGUCCGUCUGGUUACGUCUGUGAUGGUACUAGUCGACAGGAGCUGCCUUGUGGCAGUGUCGCAGUGUUUCAUACUUUUAAGGACUCUCGUUUCGGGGCUGUGGCUGCUGUGCAUGCUCUUCCACUAUUUCAGCUUCCGGAGCAGGUACUUUGCGAGGAUGAGUACGUGCCCGGGAAGUCUUUGGUGUCUAAGAAAGAUCCAAAGUAUUCAUCAUCAUGCGGUAAGAAUUCUCUGUGGAAUCUGAACGGUGUCGUGGGAGGAGAGAUGGCUGAAGUGUUCACACAAUUCGACGCGGCUGUCAUCGGAUCGACUCUCAAGGACACUGACUCUUUCAUCAGGAAGAAGGUGAAUGACAGUGAGCUGGAGAGUGCUUUCUAUGUGAUGGACUUGGGAUCGGUUUUGAGGCAAUGGAAAUUAUGGGUAACCGCUCUGCCUCGUGUCAAACCCUUUUAUGCGGUGAAGUGUAAUCCCGACGCGGCUUUGCUUGCACUCCUUCACAAACUGGGAGCUGGCUUUGACGUGGCGAGCAAAUCGGAGCUGAAGGCUGUCACCGAUAUUGGAGCAGUUCCCGAAAACAUAAUAUUUGCCAACCCCUGUAAGCUUCCUACCCACAUUACGGAGGCAGGAAAGCAUGGUGUACUCCGUACAACAUUUGACUCAGAAUCAGAGCUUUACAAGCUGAAGAAGUUUCUUCCCCACGCCGAAGUUGUUCUGCGUAUCAGAGCCGACGAUCCAACGGCGCGGUGUCAGCUCGGUACCAAGUACGGAGCUGAACUUGAAGAAUGCGAGCAGCUCCUCACCGUCGCGAAGCAACUAAGCCUGAAAGUUGUGGGUGUUGCGUUUCACGUGGGCAGCGGUGCGUCAGACGCAAGUGCCUUCGCGUACGGAAUCGAGUGUGCCAAAUAUGUGUUUGGCGUCGCGGAAGCAAUGGGGCUGAACGAUAUGAAGAUUUUGGACAUCGGAGGUGGGUUCGUCUCGAAUGCAUCCGCCGGCGUGAACUUCGCCACCGCAGCGUCAACCAUCAACAAAGCUCUGGACAAGUGCUUUCCCGUCAGCAUGGGGGUGACUGUGAUUGCGGAACCUGGCAGGUUCUUCGCGGAGGAUGCUUUCACCUUGGCGACGUACGUAUUCGGCUGCCGCAUGCGCAAGAAGGGCGGAACGAAACAGGCUGAGUAUUGGGUCAAUGACGGCAUCUAUGGAUCCAUGAACUGUCUGCUCUACGACCAUGCCGUGCUGUCGGUGCGCGCGCUUUCUCAAGACGACGAUGCAGAGGAAGAAUGGCGCGAUAGGAACGUCUAUCAGUCCACCAUCUUCGGGCCGACCUGUGACGGCCUUGACACUGUGAUGCGUGACAUUUAUCUGCCGGAGCUGCAAUGCGGCGACUGGCUGUUGUGGCCACGCAUGGGAGCGUACACCAAGGCCGCAGGGUCUAAUUUCAACGGUUUCAACGUCAAAGACAUCCCAACGUCCUACGUCUACACUUGCAGGGAGAAGGAUUAUUCCUGCUUCGACCAUGAUUUCCUCGUUACUGAUGGUAGUGAAUCUAGUGAGGAGUAUUCAAUUUUCAGUUUUGGUAAAUACAGCAGCAGCAGCAGCAGCGACGAUGAGCAGUAGGUUUUCGUUUUAGCGUCUUGCAGUUUUGUUCGCAUGCCAGUUGGAUAUAUUUCGUCAUGAUUGACGUCGAGGAGCGAGUCGAUGAGUGUAGAAAUAACUCUUGCUCCAUUAUAUUUGUGUAAAUGGCGUGAGAGUUCUUUCUCUUGCGCCGACGCAACAGCUAUGAAAGUGAAAACUUCGUAGACACUAAAUUUUCCUCCCUAUUCAGGGUUUGUCAUUCUUCAACAAUUUUUGUUUUUAGUUCACAGAUAGAAAUUACUAUCUAAAUAAAUUAUUUGUCUUUAUACCUGGAAAAACUUUUGCAGGUAAGAAAAGUGGAUAAAGUGAGAGUGUAUAGGUGGUUAUCUUCAU